Messenger RNA from Vicia villosa (hairy vetch), 668 nucleotides. RefSeq names its product sm-like protein LSM8. Lineage: Eukaryota; Viridiplantae; Streptophyta; Magnoliopsida; Fabales; Fabaceae. The transcript is spliced from 6 exons. The coding region runs from base 139 to 435 and encodes 98 amino acids. The record is from RefSeq and is a predicted model, not a curated record. Gene Ontology annotation, cellular component: U6 snRNP; U4/U6 x U5 tri-snRNP complex; precatalytic spliceosome. Gene Ontology annotation, biological process: mRNA splicing, via spliceosome. Gene Ontology annotation, molecular function: RNA binding.
AUCCAAUCCUCAUAAUUAAGCGGCGAAGUGCAGUGAAGUGAACAUUUCUAAUCUCCCAAAACUAAAACCUUAUUAUUCCCCCGCCAUCUCUCAAUCACAAUUCACCACUCCAUCCCCCCUCGCUGUUAUACAAUCAAUAUGUCAACUGGACCUGGACUUGAGUCCCUCGUAGAUCAGACAAUUUCAGUUAUUACCAAUGAUGGACGAAAUAUAGUGGGAAUUCUAAAAGGUUUUGAUCAGGCAACGAAUAUAAUUCUCGAUGAAUCCCAUGAACGAGUUUUCUCUACCAAGGAAGGUGUUCAGCAACUUGUUCUGGGUUUAUACAUCAUUAGGGGUGACAACAUAAGUGUUGUUGGUGAACUGGAUGAAGAACUGGAUUCUAACCUUGAUUUGUCCAAGCUUAGAGCUCAUCCCUUAAAGCCUGUCAUCCAUUGAAGUAAAACUAUGUUAAAUUGUUGGGAGAUGCUUGCUGUCUUGGUGGAAAGGAUUGGAGCAGCAUUAAGCCAGGAAAUGAAAUGAUAUGAAUAUGCUGAUAACAUAAUAUGUUAAAUAACUAAAUAUCUUGAUUCUGUUGAUGUUGUUGGCAUGGAAAUCAUGGUUUUCUACAUGCUGGAUUAUGUAAUGCAACAAACUCCUAACUAUCUGAUAUGGAAAUACCUUUUUGUUUA